Messenger RNA from Durio zibethinus, 768 nucleotides. RefSeq names its product ubiquitin-conjugating enzyme E2-17 kDa-like. The record is from RefSeq and is a predicted model, not a curated record. NCBI's taxonomy places the organism in Eukaryota, Viridiplantae, Streptophyta, Magnoliopsida, Malvales, Malvaceae.
UUAAUUAUUAUUCAAAACUCUAUUUUCCCGGACCCCGCUUUUUAAAGCCUCUCUUUAUUUUUCUUCUGCUAUUUUCAGCAACUAACAAACAAAUUUUGCCCAGGACAGGAGGAUCGCUCAGAGUUUAGGUGAUGGCUUCAAAGCGGAUCUUGAAGGAGCUCAAGGAUCUCCAGAAAGAUCCUCCUACUUCUUGCAGCGCAGGCCCUGUUGCUGAAGACAUGUUUCAUUGGCAAGCAACUAUUAUGGGUCCUCCUGAUAGUCCAUAUGCCGGUGGAGUGUUUCUGGUCACCAUUCAUUUCCCUCCGGACUAUCCAUUUAAACCUCCCAAGGUUUCAUUCAGGACAAAAGUUUUUCACCCUAAUAUUAAUAGCAACGGUAGCAUUUGCCUUGAUAUUUUGAAGGAGCAGUGGAGCCCCGCCCUCACCAUAUCCAAGGUGUUGCUCUCAAUCUGCUCACUCUUGACGGAUCCAAAUCCCGAUGAUCCAUUGGUGCCAGAGAUUGCCCACAUGUACAAGACCGACAGGAGCAAGUAUGAGACGACUGCUCGGAGCUGGACUCAGAAAUAUGCUAUGGGUUAAUGUGCUGCUGCGUAUGUAGUAGGAGGGCUUCAUCCCCUGUGGCUUUGGUCUUUAAAUUAAUAUGUAUGAAUCAGUACGUGUGAUCUGUCUCUUUUUGUUUAGCGGACCAAGCCCUCAAAACACAUUUACCGUGUUAAUUGUUUGUAUGGAAAUUAUCCUUCAUACUUAAAAAGCCCCCUCUCUUCCAAAA